Molecule: messenger RNA, 1560 nt
Organism: Trichoderma asperellum CBS 433.97
Lineage: Eukaryota; Fungi; Ascomycota; Sordariomycetes; Hypocreales; Hypocreaceae
Source: RefSeq, a predicted model, not a curated record
CUCUCAUCUAGAUCUCCAGAAAUUCAGAGUUUACUCCUCUUUCUGACGUGUAAUUCGUACUGUAUUGCCUAUUCUUUAAAAUAAAUAUGGAUCGUGGGCUUCCGUCUCUUAUUGAGAGCUCUCGUGCAAUAUCUCAACCAUAUAAUGGAAAUUUUCGUGUUGACGACAAUGUCCUUGCCAAAUUCCCAGACGGAACAACAGUCCUGUCUGCGGACAGCUUUGGUACUUCUGCGUGGACGGUGACAGCCCGGCUACAUCUUAAACUGCCAGAUGGUUCUGAGGAAAGAUACUUCCUCAAGUCAGCUCCAGAGGAUCAUGGUCGGACUCUUAUGGAGGGAGAGUUUAACGCGAUGUCUGAGAUUUACAAAUGGGCACCGGAUCUGGUCCCAAAACCACAUAGUUGGGGGGAAUACGCGCUCAAAAAGCCCGAAGCUUACUUUUUCUUAUCUCAAUAUAUUGACAUGAACGAUAUGAUGCCAGAUCCAAACCAGCUGUGUACGAAGCUUGCUCGUCUUCACCGAGAGAGUCAAUCUCCGACCGGCCAAUUCGGCUUUCAUAUUACUACUUGCCAAGGUCGUAUCCCACAGUCGCUAACUUGGGAGUCAAAUUGGACCGUAUUCUUCACUCAACUUCUUAAACACGUGAUCGACAUGGAUUUCGAGUACAAUGGAUAUUGGGAGGAGCUGGAUCGAGUAGAAAAGCAAUUAAUUGCACAUGUUAUCCCUCGACUCCUAGAUGCUUUGGUAAAGGACGGCAGGAAGAUUAAGCCUAGCCUCAUCCAUGGAGAUCUAUGGGAGGGUAACAGUGGUACCUCUUUCGAGGAUAAUAAUAUCUACAUCUUCGACGCCGCCGCGUUUUAUGCCCAUCAUGAGAUGGAGGUGGGAGACUGGCGCUGCUAUUAUAACAAAAUCAGCAAUAGAGUAUACACUAGAACAUAUCUUCGGCAUCGUGGCCCAAGUGAGCCAAAAGAUGAAUGGGAAGACCGAAAUCGUCUGUAUAGCAUUUAUUUCAACACAAUCUACUCAGUCAAUCAUCUUGGCACAGGCAAGGCUGUGCGUCAACUAGCUUAUCAAGAUAUGUAUUAUCUCAUUGACAAAUAUGCCCCGUUUCCUGAGGGUGAAGGGCCACCGAAGCUGGAUAAGUCAGAAAUGGUCUCACUGUCUGCUGAGCGAGACCACACGGCGAAUUAGCGACUGAAGAUCAACGCUUAAACAUCAAUGAGUUCACUGUUGGAAACAUCGAUGUGAUAUAUAGUUGGCUGGAAGAACGGUAGCGGAGGCACGAACACAUUAUGAAAGGAUGGUGACAAACUGUCAGUUUGCUAUAACCAUACUUUUAUGUGCUACAUGCAAACGAAUAAGAAGAAGAAGAGUCUGGGUUUAAUGAUUUACCAAGAAUCCUCUUUGCUUGUUGAGGCAUGAUAUAAGUCAAUCUAUUACCAUGAACCAUUACAUACGACCAUAGGUAGUGGAGAAUUCGGGGUCCCGUCUGCUCCCCCAUAGACAAGCCACUAACCGGCAGAUUAGUAGUUGAGUGGGUGACCAUCAGCGAACACCGGCU